This is a messenger RNA of Micropterus dolomieu (smallmouth bass), 1635 nucleotides long. It is a transcript of the gene bhlhe22, whose product is annotated as basic helix-loop-helix family, member e22. Lineage: Eukaryota; Metazoa; Chordata; Actinopteri; Centrarchiformes; Centrarchidae. Gene Ontology annotation, molecular function: protein dimerization activity. The record is from RefSeq and is a predicted model, not a curated record. Bases 101 to 907 code for a protein of 268 amino acids. The transcript has a single exon.
ACAACUAAACUCGUAAAGGACAAACAGAGGAAGAAACUCAGACGCGUAAAGAGUUUCCAGAAGCGACCGUUGCCUGCAACACCGCGGAAUCCACACGGCUAUGGACAGAAGGAUGAACUUGAACGGCAGCGCAGGGGACAUUUUUCACAAAACUCUCAGCGCCGUGUCCACUAAAAAAAUGGACCCUUUCAGGUCGUCAGCCGGCAUUGAACUACCAGCCAGAGACCGCCAGUCGCCAAUCAGCUGCUUUGACCAGACCGAUCCAGACCCGAUUCAGCCGGGAGGACUGGCAGGAGGUAGAGGGGGACCGCUGGGUCUGCCGACCGGAUCUUUGUGCGUCAAUUACGGUGAGAGCGCCAACAGGACCUCGGUGGCAGAGAGCAGCGGCGGAGAGCAGAGCCCCGACGAUGACAGUGACGGCAGGUGUGACAUGGUCCUUCUGGCCGACGGGCGGACGGUGCCAGCGGGGAAAGGAGAAGGAGGUAAGAAAACCAAAGAGCAGAAAACACUGAGGUUAAACAUCAAUGCCAGAGAAAGACGACGGAUGCACGAUCUGAACGACGCGCUGGAUGAGCUCAGAGCGGUCAUUCCUUACGCGCACAGCCCGUCAGUGCGGAAACUCUCCAAAAUUGCCACUUUGCUGCUCGCAAAAAACUACAUCCUCAUGCAGGCGCAGGCACUGGAGGAGAUGAGGCGGCUAGUGGCGUAUCUCAACCAGGGCCAAGCCAUCUCUGCCGCCUCGAUACCGGCCACCACCGCUCUCGCAGCACCCGGCUUGGGCGCGUACGACCAGCCGCCUGGAUAUCCCUUCCCCACCGGAGUGGCUGCGUCCUCCUGUCCCGAUAAAUGUGCUCUAUUCAACAACGCCACCUCCAGCCUCUGCAAACAGUGCACUGACAAGCCUUAACUGCGGCUGACAAAGUCUCACGAAGAAGCACAUGAGAGAACAGACACCACUUUUAAGAACACUUUUGGAGAGGGGAAACCUGUGAGGCUACUGUUGUUGAAGUCAGGACGCUAGAGACAAAGAAGUAAUGCCGAUGAAUACUUUUAUAAUAUUUACUAAAUGCAUUCAAAACGCGCUUUUUUGUUCAAACAAUACUUGAUUGUGUAUAUAAAUCAUCCUUAAAGUGCUGGUAUGAGUGGCAAUGAAGACCAAACAGAAGUACAGUACAGGCCUGUAAGAGUGGCUGCAAGUGUUGAGUGAGUUGUUGGUCACUUGCUCUGUUAUGGACCCUUUUGGAGAUUUGGGUGACCUGACAACCUGCGACUUUUUCACUUGAAUAGAUUGACAUCUUCCUGGAGCAUUAGUCCAACCUCACUUCUGCUGCUUCCUCUCUCUCUUUUUUCUUAUUUUGCGGGUUUUCUUUCAUUUGCUGUUUACUUACUGGUCCAAGGCCUGUUUUCAUGAACUUUUCUAUUGAGCACGUGGAAUGUCAUGAACAAGGGAAAGUUAAAUUAAUUAGAUGAUAAGUUAAAUCUUUUAACCAGUCUGAUAUGUAUGUGCAAAUCCAGACAUUUGUUAAUAGUUGCGCACGCCUAUUACAGUUCUUUUUGGGGGCAAUAUGACAUAAUACAAUUUCAGAAACAUUUAGAAAACCUGAACCAAGGUUUAUCAGGUGUUUUGAUGUGUCU